This is a messenger RNA of Pseudoliparis swirei, 2489 nucleotides long. RefSeq names its product adaptor related protein complex 5 subunit mu 1 (gene ap5m1). Gene Ontology annotation, cellular component: lysosome; cytosol; late endosome. The record is from RefSeq and is a predicted model, not a curated record. Lineage: Eukaryota; Metazoa; Chordata; Actinopteri; Perciformes; Liparidae. The transcript has 8 exons. Gene Ontology annotation, biological process: endosomal transport. Bases 126 to 1601 code for a protein of 491 amino acids.
AGCAGGAAGUAAACAGAAAACUCUGCGUUGGUGAAAUUCACAGGGACUUUUUGAAUUGAACGGCUGCACGAUACGAUGCGAGUGUUCACGUCCGAGUCACAGGACGGGCUGUGAAUAGAGGACCGAUGGGUGUGCGCGCGUUGUGGAUUAUUUCUCACGAGAAGGGAGACAAUGCGUCAGUACGCUUUACCAGGAGGUUUGCUACUGUGGAGCACCGUGCAAAGGGCCUGGCAGGUUCCUCAUACGUAGCAAUCCCAGAAGACGCCAGUGUGCUGCAGCUCCUGCUCACUGAGAUGGGACUUUCAGACUCGGACAAGUGCUAUGUCGCUCUCAGAGACGAUUGCCUUUACCGUCAGCGAUCACCAGCUCUGGAGCUGCACGUGGGCGGUCCUGGAAAGGGGAUACUUUGGCCGGUGUUGGCCAUCUCACACGGGCCUCUCACCCUCGUGUGCCUGCCUCUCGUGGAUGCCCCCGCUGAGCCACGGCCGCCCCUUGCCAGCCUGCUGUCCGUCUCCCAGGGCCUAACACUCUUGGCAGGUCUGCAGACUUUUCUCCUGGGCUCUGGGGGAAAGCCCGACAACGAGGUCCUGGCCUCUCGCCUGGCCGUGCUGCCAUCUGUACUCUUACAGGUUUGUCCGCUUGGCACACCCCUGGAUGUGCCGCUCUCGGGGCCACCUGCCACGUCCACGGCGCCGACUCCCGCUGGGAACCAGAAGCAGCCGGCCUGGAGGACGGGGCUCCACCGCGGCCGAGCCGUGGUGAACGUCGCGUUGAAAGAAACGGUGCGCUCCAUGCAGUAUGGCGACCGGAGCAGACAGGACCUGUGGGAUGUUUAUGGCACUGUGACGUGCAAAUGUGACGUGGAAGGCAUCCUCCCAAAUGUGACUAUGACCCUCACACUGCCACCAAAUGGUUCUCCGCUCCAGGACAUCCUGGUCCAUCCUUGUGUCACCUCACUGGAUCCUUGUAUCCUGAGUGCCAGCAGUGUCGAUCACAGUGAUGCCUCCGCUUUCUCUGGACCGUACAAGUUCCCCUUCUCUCCUCCUCUGGAGCCGUUCAGACUAUGCAGCUACACCUCUCAGGUCCCUGUUCCCCCUAUCCUCGGUUCGUAUCAACUAAGGGAAGAAGAGAACCAGCUACAUGUGUCAGUAAACCUCAAACUUCACGAGAGUGUGAAGAACAGCUUUGAGUACUGUGAGGCACACCUGCCAUUCUUUAACAGGGAUCAGAUGGGUGUUGUGGAUGUGAAGGUGAGCUCUGGACAAACGGAUGUCUCAAAGGAGCAGAACCUCCUGGUCUGGGGCCUGGGACAAAAGUUCCCUAAAUCUCGAGAGGUCACAAUGGAGGGCAAGAUCAUCUUUUCUGGGGCGACACCAGGACCCACUGACCCCCUUUGCACAGAACUUACAGCCUAUAUCAAAUUGUAUUUCAAAGUGCCUGACAUGACCCUCUCUGGAUGCUAUGUGGACCAGCAUUCAGUGCAGGUGUAUUCCUCUGCCAAAUCACGGAUUAUAACAUCCCGAGAACUUCAAUCCAAAGAGUAUUUCAUAUGGAAUUCAACUGCAACUGCUCCGGUAUCCUCUGGGCAGAUGAUGUUGUGAAUACAUUCAGAGCAGCUCAGUGGAAAUGUCUGAAAACUGUUGAGCAAGUACUGAACAGUGAUCCGCUCUAGAUGUGUGACCCCAUGCAGCAAGUUACUAUCCUGUCACUGCAGAGCUCACAAAUGAGAGCACAUGUUUAUAGUGGUCGAAAUAAUCAGUAAAUAUUAUUAGAAUCAUGUUAUAAUUUUGCUUUAAUUCAGUUCAACGAACAAUGUAACACAUUUGACAGGCAGAAGUAUUGAUUUAAAAAAAAUGUAUGGAUACUUAAAAAACAAAAACAACAACCUGUCCCUGUAGUCCAACUUAUUUCCCCCCCCCCCUCCCCAACCUUCACCCUCCCUCCCAUUUAUCCCAUUGCAGACACAAGGGCCUCCCCUCGCUCUGACAGUCCCACUUCAGUGACUCUCUAUCAGCCGGAUAAUUAGCAGCUGGGGCCUCGUCAUCAGCUGUUGUGGGCCUGGAAGAGAGGGGCGGCUGGGCUGUGAAAGGCCAGGCUGCUCCGGCCAGUGUCUUGGCUACAAAGGACUCCUCUUUUAGAGCUGGCAGGAGUCCUUGCACCCUUCACCAAUCACUCCCCCACCCCUUUUGACCCCAUCCCGCCCUGUCAACUAGUGGCUAGUUCAAACACUCGAGCUCUCCAGCCAGACCGUGAUUGAGCGCUGACCUUCUGGCCCUCUGAGACUUAACAGCAGCCGGCCCCAUUCAGAGAGAAGGACCUGCCUAAUUGGUGAAAGUCACAAGAAUGGAAAUGAUUGGGUCGUCUCGAGGUGGUGUAGAUGCUUUAAAUUAAUUAGUGUUUGACUUUAAGUAUAUUAUUGUGAUCUAUAUUGUGGCAACACAAGUGUCAUUGUAGUAUUAUAAUCAAUAUUAAAUGACUGUACACAUAUA